AUGAGCGACGACACACUUGAAGCGGCGCCGCCGCACGCUACCUUCGACACCGUGCUCGUGUUGGAUCUAGGAUCCCAGACCAGUCAUCUCAUCUUGAGACGGCUGAGAUCUCUCGGGGUGUACUCUGAGAUGUUACCUUGCACUCAAAAGCUCAAAGAUCUUGCUUGGAAACCGGUUGGGAUUAUUCUUAGCGGGGGUCCGUCAAGCGUGUAUUCCCCCGACGCCCCAGGCGUGGAUCCGCUGGUGUUCGAGCUCGGUGUUCCUGUGUUAGGAGUUUGUUUCGGCAAUCAACUGAUUGCGUGGCGAGUAAACCCAAGCAAUGUGGCACCCGGCCAGACCCGUGAGUAUGGGGAAACCUCGAUGGCCAUCCGCAAGGUUGGCAGCCAUGCCGAUCGGCUCUUCGAGGGAUUGGGAGACUCUUUGAACGUCGUAAUGAGUCAUUUUGACAAGGUCGUUCAGCUACCCGAAGGCUUUGAGACCAUUGCCACCACCAAGGACAGCGAAUUUGCUGGCAUUGCCCACCAGUCUCUACCUAUCUUCGGCAUUCAAUUCCACCCCGAGAUCUCCCACACAGAGCGGGGAACUGAUAUCCUCGCCAACUUCGCUCUCAAGAUCUGCGGUGCCCGAGCGGACUGGAAAAUGGACAAUUUCUCAGAGAAGGAAAUUGUUCGCAUUCGGAAACUGGUUGGCGACAAAGCACAGGUUAUUGGAGCUGUCUCUGGCGGUGUCGACAGCACUGUAGCCGCCAAGCUGAUGAAAGAAGCUAUUGGAGACCGAUUCCACGCAAUCCUUGUGGACACUGGUCUCAUGCGUCUGAAUGAAUGCGAUCAGGUUAAACAAACCUUGGACAAGUAUCUAGGAAUUAACCUCACCGUGGUGGACGGAUCCAAGCUUUUCUUCGACCGUCUUGCAGGGGUCACAGAGCCCGAAGCUAAGAGGAAGAUUAUUGGAGGGACUUUUAUUGACCUCUUUGAAAUUGAGGCACUCCGCAUAGAGAAAGAGGCAGAGCACACACCGCUUGCCGGAAAGGUUGAAUGGUUUCUCCAGGGAACACUUUAUGCCGAUAUUGUAGAAAGCUUGAGUUUCAAGGGAGCCGCCAGUUCUACAAUCAAAUCUCAUCACAAUGCCGGAGGACUUCCUGCUCGCAUGCAAAACGGCGAAGCGCAACUGAAGCUCCUUGAACCGCUUCGAGAGCUUUUCAAAGACGAAGUACGGGCGUUCGGACGGCAACUGCAGAUCCACGAGGAGCUCAUUGGGAGACACCCCUUCCCGGGACCCGGUUUGGGUAUCAGGAUUAUCGGCGAAGUCACCCGCGAGCGAGUCGAAAUUGUGCGCAAGGCAGAUCACAUCUUCAUCUCCAUGAUCCGAGAGGCCGGGAUCUAUGACGAGGUUCGACGCGACCACCUGUCAUCUAUGAGAAAGUUUACUAAAGAAAUCUUCCAGGUCACCCAAGCCUACGCCGCACUUGAUACCAACAGAGCCGUCGGUGUACAGGGAGAUGCCAGGGUCUAUGGCUACAUUUGCGUUCUGCGAGCCGUAACCAGCUUGGACAUGAUGAGCGCCGAGCCAUACGAAUUCAAGUGGAGUCUCCUCAAGGCUAUUAGCAGGCGCAUUGUGAACGAAGUAGACGGCAUCGCGAGAGUCGUAUACGACACUACGUCAAAACCUCCAGCGUACACUCCGUGCACCAAUCCCAUCCCUCAGUGGUCGCCAAAUAUUCUGGCCGCCAUGGCUUGUGACAAAGACGACAAUCUGUUGCUUGAAUGGAAUUGGAUUUGUCCAAAUGUUUCCAUGGAACCGCAAGUGAGCGUCUGUCUCAAGCGGACAGACUGGGUGGCCAUUUGCAACAUUGCGUCUCGAGCUAAAAACGGAGUGCCUUGCAACUUGCUUUCAAACUACAGAGCCGGUGGUAGCUCUCUUGCGCGUCUGCUAGAAUUUGAAGACGGAACCCGCUGGGUCGCCCGCGUCCAGCUGCGCGAGUCGACUCCAGAAACCUCCCGGAAAUCACGCAUCGAAAUCGAUACUAUGAUGCUGCUGGCCGAGGCCAGGGCCCCAGUGCCUCAUAUCUUCGCGUUCGAACUUGACGAUGCCAAUACAUCGCGCUCUUCUUUCGUCCUGCUCGAAUUUUUGCCUGGCAACACAGCCGCAGAUCAAGCUCGCGGCUAUGAAAGGGUCGAUUGGGGCCUUAUUCCACGCCAGCAUCGUCAGAAUUUCUACCAGACAAUGGCGGCUGCACAUGUCCAGAUCGCCUCAGCCCGUCUUCCACAGAUUGGUGCUGUUACCAGCCACGCGGACGGGAGCUUCACCGUGGGUGCUAUCCCAGGCAUCGGUGGACCGUUCGAUACAGCAGCAUCCUUCAUCGAGGCAUGGGCUUCUGUUCUAAAGUUUCCUUAUGACGAAAGCUACCUCCGACGCAAUCUACCAGCGUCAGUAAUUGACGAAAUCCUGGAAGGAAACAAGCAAUUUCCAAGCCGGCUUGCCGAAUUGGCCAGUAGCGGUAGACAUUUCACGCAAAAAGGACCAUUCCCCAUUCGCCACGCCGAUCUCUUCCACAGCAACGUUAUCGUUACUAAAACCUACAACGUUCUAGGCGUAAUCGACUGGGAGGGCUCCUACGUGUUGCCCUGGGAGCUGGUCGACACCCCCUGCUUCCUGUCUACGGUGCCUCGCCUUCUAAACCUACCGGAACAGUAUGAUGAGGGAGGCUGGCCACUGGACCAAGAUGAGGUAGGGAGGUGGGCAGACGAGGAAGCUUAUGCAAAAAUGGUGCGGGAUGCUGAGCAAAAUGCUCAUGCAGAUCACAGACUUUCAGAGACUCUCGCCGACCAGGACGCUCGGAAUCUGGCUAGUACCAUUCAUCUAUACUCCCAGGGCAAGAUGGGAUUUUACGGCCGGGCUUUGGCUUACUUUGAAAGGAAAUACCACGCGCCGUCUUCGGUAUCGCAUGCACAGGGCUGA
Molecule: messenger RNA, 2958 nt
Organism: Colletotrichum orchidophilum
Lineage: Eukaryota; Fungi; Ascomycota; Sordariomycetes; Glomerellales; Glomerellaceae
Product: GMP synthase
Exons: 18
Coding region: 1-2958 (985 amino acids)
Biological process (GO): GMP biosynthetic process
Cellular component (GO): cytosol
Molecular function (GO): GMP synthase activity; ATP binding; GMP synthase (glutamine-hydrolyzing) activity
Source: RefSeq, a predicted model, not a curated record